AGGUACGCAACAAAGCCACCCGGAAACAAAAACAAAACAAACUUGGGCUGCUGUAACGGCUAUUUGAAAGGUGUACUUUCCUAUUGAUUUCCAUGCUUUAUGGCUAACUUAUCAAAUACAUUUGAUUAAACUAUCAUUUUUGUGAAGAUGUAUGCAAGUAAUCGACAAGUGUUGUAGAACAGUACCAGUAGCCUAGACAUAUCCAGCUAGCUUGCUAUAGUGGAGUGUGUUGUUAGCAAGUAAAGAGGUCCUCACAGUAUUAGGCAAUGCACAUGGUUAGUGUUUUAGUGUGUAGCCUAUGGUUGGUUGCAAAGGGGCAAGAUGAGGAAUGGAUCGAUCCGUACGAUAUGUUGAAUUACGAUGCAAGCACCAAGACAAUGAAAAACCCAGCGGAGCCAAAAAAUUACGAAUAUGUGCCAACUAAAAGAAGAGAUCACAUCCAAGAUUCUAAUCAAAUUGGCAUUGCAGAGUGCAACAUUAAAGUCCAGGGCCUACAGAGAGAGAUUGCAGCGAUCUCGCAGCAGCCUUCAUGUCAUCCUGUAUUCAAGCGGUUCAUCACCAAGCUCCUGAAGGAAAUUCAAAGAGUAGGCCUUCCCAGUGACUCUGCCAGUGAAGUCUACUAUGAUGCUAAGGUGAAACUGUCUCAUCAAGCCAUGUCAGAGAUCAAGACGCUUCUAGAUGGCAUUGAAAGCUGGAGAACGGGCGCACUGGAUGAUGCCCUCAGUCAGAUCCUAGUGGAUCUCAAACCUCAUGACUAUGAGGCCUGGAGGUGGCACUUUGAAGACACAUUUGGUGUAGAGGUGUUUACAGUCAUACAGAUGCUUGUCUGUGUGCUGAUUAUAGUGGCCAUUAUCUGUAGUGAGGUAUGGUCUGUCAUCUCUUGGUUUGUCCAGUUUAGGAGACUGUUUGCUAUAUGCUUCUUCAUCAGUAUUGGAUGGAAUUGGUUGUAUCUGUACAAGAUUGCUUUUGCGGAGCACCAAAACAACUUUGUAAAGAUGGAGGGUUUCAAUGAAAAGUGCUCUGGAUUGAGAAAAAUUGACUGGAGCGAUAACUUGAAGGAGUGGUACAGAAGCACCUGGACACUUCAGGAUGAUCCCUGUAAGAAGUACUACGAAGUUGUCUAUGUUAAUCCAAUCUUAAUUGUACCUCCAACCAAGGCCAUCUCUGUCACCAUCACCACGUUCAUCACGGAGCCAUUGAAGCACAUUGGCCAGGGUAUUAGUGACUUUCUCAGAGCUCUCCUCAAGGACCUGCCAGUCACUCUGCAGAUUCCAGUUCUUCUCACCAUUGUGUUGUCGAUCUUGGUCUUCCUGUAUGGCAUUGUCCAAGCAGCCUUCCAGCACGGUAUCCUCAGGCCACUGACAGGCCACCGCAGGGACCCCCCUCCUCCUGUAUUGGGCCAGCAACAACCUGAGCCCCAACUCCAGCCUGCUCAACUGAGGGACCGUCUAGCUGAGGGGGAUGCACCUCAACCUGCUCCUCAUCCGGCUCCGGUACAGAGAAACAAUCUUUGGCAAAGGAGGCCAAAUAGGGUCCGAAUGGAACCAGAGACUGUCUAUGCAGAAAACCUCGGUCGGAGUGCUGACCAGCUGUUCAGUGAUGAUGAUGUUGACUCACAGACACUGGAGAGUAUCAGUGAGGCAGAACUUACCGAGGGGUUCUCCAACUCAGUGGAGAGUGACCCUACGACUGGGCAGGAAGUCCAGAAAGAGAUGGAAGGAGCUACAGCGAGCAGCAUAGUGAGGGACUUGCAGGUCAAAACCUCUCAGGCUAGGGCAAAUGACUCUCAAACUAAAGUAAAAGCCAAGAAGGAUGGUAUUUCAGCUGAUUCUCAUCUCUCAGACAACCAAGCUAGGACGACGAAUGAAGGACAACCCUCAUUAACAGCACAAGGGAAUGACGCACAGGUGCAUGAGGCCUUAAUUAAAUCUUCAAUCGUCACUGGACAACAUAUUGACACAAUUGGAUUGCCUGUACAAGAAACUGCGCCAACAUCACAAGAGUGAACUUUGUUGUUCCUGCUAAAAGCAAUAUGGAAUUUAUCAGUGUGGGCUUCCGGGCUUUUAUUUUAGUCUGACCUUUUUUCUUUUCUUUUUUAAUGUGUAACAUCUUAUGGUUUUAUCUGAAAGGUAUUUGCCUGAGUUAUUUGGAGUUGUAUAUCAUGGAAUGCUACAAUUUGAGAUAUUUGAUUAUUGUGACUUUUUUUUGUUUUUGUGGCAUAUAAUUAAAAAAUAUAUAUAUAUUAUAUAAUUGUAUUCGAUUACAGAUGUUUUUCUAACUAAAUCUGUUGCAUUGGUAAUUAUUAGUGCUGUCAGUUAAACGCGUUAUUAACGGCGUUAGCGCAAACCCAUUUUAACGGCAUAAAUUUUUUAAUCGCGAGAUUAACGUUCUUUUUGGCCUAGCAAACUUUGUAGUUUUUUUCACAUGCUGUUGCAACAACUACUGACGUUAAUAAACUACAACACCACACCGGAUCUAGCUAGACCGGAAACAAAACAACAGGCACGCCGCACACACUUGUUUGGGCUUGCGAGCCGGCUAAAGAGUAGUAGGCUAACGUUACGUUGAGUGGAUGGCGAGCGCGAGACGCCGAAAUGGAUGCCAAUAAGAUUCAGAAUGGAAAGUUUAUUUUAAAAAAGUUGCAAAAUGGUUCCAUUGACAAGACCUAAAGGCUUAUAUAUGCUUCUGCGUUUUUCGAAAAACGGACACAUGGGAACGCCCUCUUCUCCGAGGAACGCCCUCUACGAGCUCUCCGUCAGCCCUCGGAGAGCCCCGGAGAGCUCGACGUGCACCUCCUGAAUUUUCUAACUAUCCGUCGUGAGCGACGGAGAGCUACGGAGACCCCCUUGGCUGUGAUUGGUCAGUAUUAAGAAUCGCUUGCGUCAGGGGCGGGGUUGCCGGGAUAAACAGGACGAACAGAAUCCUUUGACCGCCAUUGCUGUAAGUUUUCACAAUUCAUAUUUCAGCUAAACAGUACAUGUAAAUCUCGUCACAUUAAAAUGUGACGAGAAAUGGGCAGUGUAGUUGCUGAAAAUGUGCGUAUUUUAUUGAUGAAACGGCUAAUUUGUAAAUUUGCUCCGACUUCUCGAUAACCUAGGUAAAUAAACACUCCACGACGAUUUACAAAAAAACGUUGCGCCACCUACUCUUCUGGCGGUGAAUUGUUUUCAGCACCCACAGCCUACGGAGAACCAUAAACGCAGUCUAUCCGUCCGUAUCCGUGCGUAUCCGUGCGCCCGCCCAUCCGUAAACGGAGACGCAGAAGCAUAUUGCGGCCAAGCGAUCUGUGCGUUUUGUCGUUGUGAACUCAGCUAUCAUCGCAGCACGUCACUUGAUGGCCAAGCACACAGCUGAUGGGAAGUCUCCGCCCCCUCGUCACAGCCAGUCGAUUGCAAUGUUGUUUUCAAUUAAAAAAGAACAUUUGCACUAAGCAAACCGAUCCACUUUUCCAUGUUGAUAAGAGCAUUAAAAUGAGAAAAAAAUAUGGGACAAAAAGAAAUCAAGGGACAUUUAGAAUAGAUAAAAAUGUGCGAUUAAUUGCGAUUAAUCGCGAGAUAACUAUGAGAUUAAUCGCGAUUAAAUAUUUUUAUUGUUUGACAGCACUAUUAAUUAUUCACGUAUUUGUGAAAUAAGUGGAGAAAUACUUAAUAAAUAAACUUUCCUCUUCAAAGGUUUGGCUUCAUUAAAACCCAUUUGUGAUCUCCUUAGUAUUCUAAAGUGUACAGUAUGUUAGUUUACAGAACCAAGACUAGUGGCUUGUCCACAUUUGUUUGUGCAAAUAAUUUAAGAAUUCAGUUACAGACCACAUAUAUAAUGUAUCUUUUCAGACAAACCAUAGAGAAAUUUCAAAUGUUACUGUUGUGGAAGAAAUUGCGAUUUCCGGUGUGCUUACAUUAUUCACUAAUCAAUAUAACUAGUCAUUGGAUACUAGUUAGUAUGUUCUCAUGUAAGCUUGCUAUUAAUAAGAGUAGAGGGUGUCUAUGUGUCAGGGUUAAUAGAUGUUCGUGAUCAGGAGAAAGUACUGGGUAAACGUCCUUGGUCAUGACUACAAGGAGAGCGCCAACUAUGAUCUCUCUAGUCUGAGUGGUCAUGUGUUGGGAGCUGUGAAUCUCUUCCUCUGAGACUGUUGUAACGUCAUUACUGCCUGACUGUCACUAUCUAUGUUUACAUUCCUGUGCCCUAUAAAAGAUGGUCCUCCGGCUUUCAGAGCUGAGAGA
Messenger RNA from Osmerus eperlanus (European smelt), 4217 nucleotides. RefSeq names its product chloride channel CLIC-like protein 1. Gene Ontology annotation, molecular function: chloride channel activity. The record is from RefSeq and is a predicted model, not a curated record. Gene Ontology annotation, cellular component: endoplasmic reticulum; membrane. NCBI's taxonomy places the organism in Eukaryota, Metazoa, Chordata, Actinopteri, Osmeriformes, Osmeridae. The coding region runs from base 267 to 2006 and encodes 579 amino acids. The transcript is spliced from 10 exons.